This is a messenger RNA of Pieris macdunnoughi, 789 nucleotides long. The record is from the annotation of a GenBank genome assembly. Lineage: Eukaryota; Metazoa; Arthropoda; Insecta; Lepidoptera; Pieridae.
AUGGGUUGCCUAAGAGUUCUGCAAAUCGGCAAACCCAUACCUCGGUUAUGGCAGAGAAGAUUAUUCAGCUCAUCUACACCUCCGAAGGUGGAAGGAAUUCCAUACACAAAACUGAGUAUUGGGGUACCUAAGGAGAUUUGGGAAAAUGAAAGAAGAGUGGCAAUUGUACCAGCUGUAGUUAAUAAAUUAGUAAAAAAAGGUUUUAAUGUAAAUAUAGAAGAAAAUGCUGGUGUCUUAGCUAAUUUUCCCAAUAAAACAUAUGAAGAGGCAGGAGCCAAGAUAACAAAUUUACAAAAUGCAUAUCAGUCAGAUAUUGUGCUUAAAGUUCGUCCGGUUGCAUCAAAUGAAAUACAAAAUAUCAAAUAUCAAGGAACGCUUAUAUCAUUUUUAUAUCCCGCCCAAAACCAAGAGUUGAUUAAGGAAUUAUCAGCUAAGAAAAUUAAUGCUUUUGCCAUGGACUGCAUACCCCGAAUAAGUCGAGCUCAAGUGUUUGAUGCUCUCAGCUCGAUGGCGAAUGUGGCAGGUUACAGGGCUGUCAUCGAGGCUGCGGCACACUUCCCAAGGUUCUUCUCAGGUCAAAUGACAGCAGCUGGAAGGGUUCCACCAUGCAGAGUGUUGGUAGUGGGUGGUGGAGUUGCAGGUUUAGCAGCAGCUGCCCAAGCGAGAUGUAUGGGCGCAGCUGUUAGGGCUUUCGAUACACGACCAGCUGUUAGGGAACAGAUAGAGAGUCUUGGUGCACAGUUUAUCACUAUGGACAUCAAGGUAAUUAGAUUAUUUUUAAAUGUAUGA